This is a messenger RNA of Meira miltonrushii, 1482 nucleotides long. RefSeq lists its product as uncharacterized. Gene Ontology annotation, cellular component: MWP complex; microtubule organizing center; mitotic spindle. The coding region runs from base 1 to 1482 and encodes 493 amino acids. NCBI's taxonomy places the organism in Eukaryota, Fungi, Basidiomycota, Exobasidiomycetes, Exobasidiales, Brachybasidiaceae. Gene Ontology annotation, biological process: microtubule anchoring at mitotic spindle pole body; protein localization to mitotic spindle pole body; mitotic sister chromatid segregation. The record is from RefSeq and is a predicted model, not a curated record. The transcript has a single exon. Gene Ontology annotation, molecular function: protein binding.
AUGUUAGAAUCCUUGGGCACUAUCCUACAAAUUCGAGUCAGUACCACUCUGCAAGUUGUUCGUGCUUGGACCCUACCUUUUGCUGUUCAAUGCGUCAGAUGGUCUCCUGAUGGAUCGAUGAUUAUGCUUUUGGGAAAGAACCGCAUUCGCAUAAUGGCUGUUGAUCCACGUACAGCAGCGCACUUCUAUUCAGGUGAUCAGACUAUAGAUGGAAAUAUGGGUCCUGAUGCAAUCUUUAGCGUUGAGGCUGGAGCGGAAGGAUUGAUUGGAGGUCAAUGGAUCAAUAACGCAACGAUUUGUGGAUUCACUUCUGAUCAUUUACAAGCUAUGCUUUAUGAUAUUGAAACGGGAUCAGUAGCAGUGAUCAAAAAUACAAAGUCCAACAAAGCUUUCAUCAGUCCAAGUCAUUCUUACAUCGCCUUCUUAACAAAGCAAGAUGGAAAUGAUUUCGUGACAAUCUUGAAAUCUUGCAAGAACGUACAUGAGGAUACGUCUGAAUGGCGUGUCAUGCAAGAGUUCUCAGCCAAGACUAGUGACUCUUCCGGUAUAUGCUGGUCACCAGAUGAACGGUACUUAGCCGUUUGGGAGGGAAUGUUGGAGUACAAGAUACAGAUUUUUUCACUCUUUGGUCAUCUACAAGCUACAUACGCGAUCGAGGCAGACAUCCCGACAACAAUGCUACCGUCAGCUUUGCCAACUAAUGCAGGCUCGCUCAUGUCCCAUUCAGCUGCAGGAUUAGGGAUUCGAGAACUACGUUGGAGUCCAAGCGGCAAUUUCAUCGUCGCUGGAGAUUAUUACGAUCGCAUUCGAUUGGUAGAAACGCGGGAAUGGAGUGAAUGUAUCUCGUUCGAUCUUUCGUCCAUCGCAUCUUCAAGAGCACAAACGGAUUCUGCCCUAGGCUGGAAAGAACCAAGCGAAUGGGAAUCUAAUGCCAGUGAUCGAACGAUUCAAUCUUUCGACCCUUUUGGGUUGCCUUCCGUUCUUCCGUCAACGCAAGGAGAAUUGAAUAGGCUAAAUCCUAAAGCUGGUAUAUCGUGGUUGGAAUUCAAUGGCAGCGGAGAUAUGCUGGCCGUAAGAAGCGAUAAUCUCGCAAACACGCUUUUCGUGUUUGCAAUUCCAUCAUCUUCAUUCGACGGACCACCUUCCCUUCUAGCGGUGAUCAAUCUUUCUUGCCCAAUCUCACAGGCUUUGUGGCGUCCAAGUAAAACCAAAAGUGAGGGUACAGAAUUCCAUACUGAUGAGUUAUCGUUCAUGUCUCAAACAAACGCCAUUCACACCUGGAGAAGGACACGAUCAGAAGCGGAAGACCUGCAAAUUGUUGAAGCAAUUCCUAUUCCGAUUGACGCUUUUGCUGCCAAGCACGCAUCCUUUUCACCCGACGGACGUACAUUGACCAUCACUUCUGAUGACAAUACGUUCUGUUGUGCAAUGGACGCAGUGCAAUCUAAUUCACACUCGGAUUAUUCACAAAGUCAUCUUUGA